CAGCAGCGGCGGCGGCGUGGGCGGCUGCGCAGGGCCCAGCGGGCGGGCGGGGCUGCGGCAGGGCAGGGCAGGGCAGGGCGCGUCCCGGGGCCCUGAGGGCUGCGGACUCCGGGGAUCCUGCGGGCGCACCGGGUGGGCUCUGCCGCCCCGCCCCGCCCCUGCGCUCCUGCAGGCCGAGGUGUAGCUCUGCGCCCCCCCGGAGCCCGAGCAAGAGCCGGAGCCCCAGCACAGCUGUAUCCCACAUCCGAGCGGGAAGUGGAGCGGGAGCGGGAGCCUGAGCGGGAAACCCGGUUGGAAGCGAAGCUGGAGCCGGCGGUGCGGCGCACGGAGCGGAGCGAGGCAGCCAAGCCGACCCACCCCUUACAGCCCUUCCAGUCUGGUGCCCGGAGACCUUGCUAUGGAGAUCGCGCCACCGCGCCACCACUACGGUGGCGCCAGACUCAGCCCGCCUGCGCAGUGCCCACAUGCGGACUGCCCACAUGCGGACUGUCCGCAGGGCGUGAGCACCGCAGCAGGGCAGAAGCGGAGGUGCUCAAGGAGCAGAUGUGCUCAACAUUUGCUGGACCUGAGCGCUUAAUAACCCGCCCACCAGCUUUCAGGCAGGCUGAUGAAUCAGGUGAGUGGAGGGCUCUUCCCCGCAAGAAGUCAGAGCUGCGCACGUGGGCAGGCUGGCUCCACUCUACUGCUCCCGGGACUCCAUGUCCUUCAAGCGUCCCUGUCCCUAGGUCUGGCUUCUCCUGGGACAUAGACUUCCCUACCCUGGAAUCUUGGUGUCUCUCCAGCAGUGUCCAGCCACUGAGAUGCUUUCACUCUGGCAAAGCAGCACACUAUCCAAUAGCUCGAUACAACUACACCAGCUACUUCUACCCCACGUUCACAGAGAGCACUGAGCACAACCAUCUGCUGGUGUCCCCAGUGCUGCUGGCAGGUGCAGUCGUGGGGCUGGUCAUCAUCCUCUCCUGCAUCACCAUCAUCGUAGGUGGCAUCAGCAAGGACAGGCAGGACCAGCUGCAGCUCCAGAACCAGCGCCAUCACCACCGCCGCCAUCGCCACCGCCACCACCACCACCACAGUCGGCGCCACCACCAGCGUCGAGAAUAUGAGCAUGGCUACGCAUCCGACGGGCAAACCUACAGCCGCUCCAGCCGUAACACGCGUGACACCUGCAGCCCUGCCGAGGACUGGCCCCCAGCUGUAUACCUCAGCUCUGAUGGGGACCUGGACGGCGAGGUGCUCCGUGAACUAUACCCUGACUCUCCCCCUGGCUAUGAGGAGUGUAUGGGGCCUGGGGCCACACAGCUGUACAUCCCCACUGAUGCUCCACCACCCUACUCGCUGACGGACUCCUGCCCUGAGCUGGCCUGCAUUCUGGACGCGGACAGCAGCCACAGUGCCGUGCGCACCAUCUCCAUGGACACCCUGCCUUCCUACGAGGCCGUGUGUGGGGUUGGCCCCCCGUCAGGCCUGCUGCUGCUGCCGGGCCCUGAGCCAGGGCCUCGCAGCCCCCGGGACUCGCCCAUCCCCACCCAGGCCCCCGCCUCUGGCCCUGAGAGGAUGGUGUGAGUGACCUUGCCAGCUGAGCCCUGCCAGUCCCUGGGCACCAAAGCCACAUCACUUAGACACACAGAGGCACACACACUAGUACCCCCCAAAACACACACACACACACAUACACACACUGGCUCCCACACCCACACAUAACCAUCUGUGAAGGUUUUAUGAACAAAACUAUGUGACCAGCUUGGUGGUGCCCCUGGAGGGGUAGAUAAGGCUGCUGGUCAGUGAGGAAGGGCUGGGCUUGCUCACCUCCCUCCCUGGGUCUCUUUGGCCUGGCAGGCCACCCACACUCUAAUUCUGCCUCUGGAAACUGCUGCUGGACCAUUCCUAGGUCCACUGCCUGCCAUCUCUUCCUCCCCAUACCCUCCACCCCCACAGCCUACCAUCCUGGGAGGUGGGGCAGGCCUCAGUGAGGCUCAGAUGCCUGCUUUUCCUCCUCUCCGCCCCAGGGCUGUGAGCCACAACACUACCACCCUGGCAUGUACACAGGGUGAGGGGUGUGGGGCUAGGGCUUAAGCCCACCUUACCUCCUCCCCCAUCUCAGUGCCCUCAAUCUGGUGGUGCUAGUGGAGGAUUUAGCUAAGAAGCCCCCAGCCCCAGCCUCUGGAGGCGUACUACUGUAAUGGGUGUGUAGUGGUGGAGAGAGGCACAGCUGUAAACCCCCCCCAGGGGUCAGUCCAACCACUGACAGUGUUAAUGGAGGCUCUAUAAAGAAGAUGGGGGCCACCUGAAAGGGCGCUGAGGCCAGAACCCUUGGAGUGCUUGCAGGCACCAGGUCAAGAGAAUGGGCUGCCAGCAUGCCACCAUGGGAGAACAAGUGUUGCCAGUGGACUUUGCUGCCUGGGGCUGGCAGCAGGAGGGGAGAUGCCACCUGUUGUGUGUGGAGAUGCCUAGGGGGAGAGAGGCUCAGCUCUUGGCCCAAGAAUCCCAGUGAUUUCAUCAGAAAACAGGGCUGAAGACUCAACCUGCCAGAGGUGACCUUUAAAAGAUCAGCACCACCAGCAGCAUGGAGCUGAGUCCUCAAGUCCCCCAACCUCACUCCCUCCCCCCAAACCAACAACAUUCCCAUUCACCGAUACUAUCCUCCACAUUUCAGUUCCUCCAAUGAAGGGCUAAGAUAAUUUAUUCAUUUCCUUAAGGGGUGGAGAGAUGGCAAUUGUGAAUUUUAUUUUCUGUAGAAAUCAUUUCUUCUGGUGCAGAACUGACAGGACUCUGCUUAGAGGUCCUAUAGUGUCCCAGGGAGCCCCUCCAACUCUACUCUGAAGGGACAGGGACCCCUGUUUACAAGCAGUUCUGUCCACCUUUGUGGUUUAGGUACUGUUUCCUAGGCAAGGUGUGUGUGUGUGUGUGUGUGUGUGUGUGUGUGUGUGUGUGUGUGUGUGUGUGUGUGUGUGUGUUGUAAUGUAUAGCCUUUACAAUGCAGCCCGGGAACAACACUCUUUUAAGAAACACUUCCUGCUUCUGCAAUUAUAGAGCGUGCUAGGGAUGGGGGUGUAAACACACAUUCAACUGAGUGAUGGAGCUAAAUAGCUUUUCUUCUUCCUGGAUAAGCAACAAUGUAUCUUUUCUGUGUUCAAAAUAAAUAUCAUAUCAAUAAAAAUAUAUAACAAGA
Messenger RNA from Erinaceus europaeus (western European hedgehog), 3169 nucleotides. RefSeq names its product brain expressed associated with NEDD4 1 (gene BEAN1). The record is from RefSeq and is a predicted model, not a curated record. Bases 544 to 1563 code for a protein of 339 amino acids. The transcript is spliced from 7 exons. Lineage: Eukaryota; Metazoa; Chordata; Mammalia; Eulipotyphla; Erinaceidae.